AUGCAUAUUUGGAAAGCCCUCCUAUCAUUAGCGACGCUCGUAGCGGCAUCGCGCGAAGACACUCUUCCGCCUGGUCACGACUUCGAUUUCACUGUCAAAUUUGACAAUCAGCAAUUGUCAACGACAUCUCCUCCAGCACCGAAACAAGUCCUGAAUCUACGAAAUAUGACCGGAGAUCCUGAAUUUACUUUGUCUAAUAUACCUCACGUUGAAGGGACAGCUCGGUACAUUACAUUCAUGCAGAUUGGGGCAGACAGUGUCAUAUUCUACAAAGCGCUUCGUGGCAACGCCACACUCGAUGAUCACGGCGUGCUUCAUCAGUCAUCACCCAAGGUUUUAGUAGAGAAGGACUAUUUUCAAUUUCAACCGACUAAGGACAAGCCAGCAUACGAUGCGACGAUUGAAGUGUGGCGGCAGACCCUUAUUCUAGACUCCUAUGUCGACAUGGCCCAAAAUUCUACUGUUAUGUUGCCAUAUGCGAUUGACAGACUUCCGAAUGAGCCUUCUUGGCGCACAGAUCCCGGUUUCAAAUAUGCGACGAUAGAACUCAAGGUAGUAUUUGCAACUAACGAGGACAGUUGUGAUCAGCAGAAGACGGGCGUAACUGGUGAAUGCGUACCAUCGUCACGACCAGAGUCAACGCCACGGGCUAACAGCAGCCAAAAGAGACGAGCCCUCGACUGGGGGCACAUUUUACCGAUAAUGGGGGCUUGUGCUGCUGUUGCAGUAUAG
Messenger RNA from [Torrubiella] hemipterigena, 732 nucleotides. The record is from the annotation of a GenBank genome assembly. NCBI's taxonomy places the organism in Eukaryota, Fungi, Ascomycota, Sordariomycetes, Hypocreales, Clavicipitaceae.